This is a messenger RNA of Calypte anna (Anna's hummingbird), 964 nucleotides long. It is a transcript of the gene C1QB, whose product is annotated as complement C1q B chain. Lineage: Eukaryota; Metazoa; Chordata; Aves; Apodiformes; Trochilidae. The record is from RefSeq and is a predicted model, not a curated record. Gene Ontology annotation, molecular function: protein binding. The coding region runs from base 98 to 832 and encodes 244 amino acids. The transcript is spliced from 3 exons.
CCUUGGAGCAAACUUCUGCUUCUCUCCAGGGCCAUUUCUAGGCAGGGCACUGGUGUCUCCUGCUCCAGCUCCCCAUCUGUGCAAGGAGAAGCUCAAGAUGCAGCCCCUGUGGGCAAUGCUGAUCUGCCUGGCUGGGGGACAGCUGGCAAGUGCCACCCUCUGCAAGACCUAUGGCAGCAUCCCAGGGAUCCCAGGGAAACCAGGACAGCCUGGCAGCAAUGGCAGAGAUGGGGAGGAUGGCCCAAAGGGUGAGAGAGGUCCCCCUGGCCAGGUGGAGCAGGAAGGAGAAGUGGGGGAGAAAGGAGCCCCGGGAGAUCCAGGCUAUCCUGGCAAGAGCGGCCCCAGAGGUCCCCCUGGUCCCCCUGGCUUACCGGGUCUCAUGGGACCUCCCGGCCCUCGGGGGGACUUUGGGGACUACAAGGCCACCAUCAGGUCUGCCUUUUCAGCUGCCAGGACCAUCAGCUCCUACCCACGCCGGGACCAACCCAUCCAUUUCGACCGCAUCCUCACCCCCAGGGACGGGCACUACGAGAGCCGCUACGGCCGCUUCCUCUGCAGGGUCCCGGGCAUCUACUACUUCACCUACCACAUCACCUCCAGGGCCAACCUCUGCCUCAGUGUGAAAAAGGGACAAGGUGGCAGCAGAGGGGAGAAGGUGGUGACCUUCUGUGACUAUGUCCACGGCAGCUACCAGGUCACCACGGGUGGCGUGGUCCUCGCCGUGGCAGCCAACGAGUCCGUCUGGCUGGAGCCCACUGAGAAGAACUCGGUGGUGGGGAUUGAAGGCUCUGACAGCAUCUUCUCUGGUUUCCUCAUCUUCCCCGAGGCUUAAGCUCUCUGCAGCCCUUCCUUGCUGCUGCCUGGCCCACACGGGGCUGAGGUGGCCCCAGGAGAUGACCUCUCACUCCAAACGUGGUGCCCCAAGCCCAGCGCUACUCAUCUUGCACAUUAAAUGAAAUCUCCU